CGCGGCUAUAGCAGGAGAAAACAUGUCAGCAGGGAGAGCUUUUAGAUUACUGAGGAGCCCUGGACGCAGGUGGACGCUGUCUCGCGGACUCGCCGGCUACCCAAGCGAGCCGCUGACGCACCCGAUCGACGUGGACACUCCGCCACGUGACGCCGGGUCCGCGGACAGACUGGCACAGUCUCUCUCUACCGGUGGGAAGGAAACUCGGAUCACGCGACUGGAAAAUGGACUGAGAGUCGCCUCUCAGGAAGCCUUCGGACAGUACUGCACUAUUGGAGUGUUCGUGGAUGCUGGGUCUCGAUAUGAGGUGGAACACACCAGCGGCGUAUCCCACUUCCUGCAGAAACUUGCGUUUCAGAGCACUGAGAAGUUCCCUAGUCGCGAGGCACUACUCCACGAGCUGGACCAGUACGGAGGAGUGUUUGACUGUCAGCGAAGUAGAGAUGUGUUCAUGUACACUCUCUCCGCCUUCUCCUUCGCCCUCCCGCAGGCAAUGGAGGUCCUCUCUGACUGCGUUUGGAGACCCAGGAUCACUCAGGAAGAGCUAGAGAUGGAGAGGCAGUCAAUAAAUUUUGAACUGGAGACGGUGAAAAACGGACCCAGCAGUGACGUCUGGACCACUGACCUCAUACACCAGGCUGCCUACAGGGACAACACCCUCGGUCUGCCCUCCCUCUGCCCCGAGGAAAACAUUCCCGUCAUCCAGAGAGACGAGCUGAUGGGGUACCUCGCCGGCCACUACCUCCCGACGAGAAUGGUCCUUGCCGGAGUCAACGUGGACCACGAUCGCUUCGUGGGACUGGCACGGGAGUGGUUCGGUCGGACCGAACCGGUCUGGGGAGGCGGGGGGCCGAGAGGACCGUGGACCACUCUAUAUCACAGUAUACCGGAGGAUCAGUGAAGAUGGAGAGAGAAGGACCUCCCGUCGUGGGUCCCACCCUCUUCCCGACCUCACUCACGUGGUCCUCGCCUGCGAGAGCUCCUCCUAUCUCGACCCCGACUGUCUUGGAGCUUUAUCUACAUCUUUGCCGUCCUCGAACGUUCCCUCUGGAGGUGUAGUUCGUUGCUCUCUUCGCCGGCGGGCCAGGGAAGGGGAUGUAUACGAGGCUCUAUCAGGACGUCUUGACCCGACACCACUGGAUCUACUCCGCCCUCGCCCAGAACCACGCCUACUCUGACUCUGGAUAUUCUGUCUGUUUGGCAGCGCUGCGCCAGCCAUGGCCAGAGAGCUAACUGAGGUCUUGUGUAUGGAGUUCAUUGGAAUGACCACAGAACCAGAGGAGGUGUGAGAACUUAUGAGGGAAAGAGGAAAAAAUUUUGAGAAAUAGAGAGCCAGCCAGCCACCAGUUAAAGAUUUUGGGCACACAAUCAGUGAAACUUAUCCACAAUCUUUGCCAGUUUACGCUAGAGAGGAGAGAUGUGUGUUUGUGUGUGCAGGGAGCAGUGGAGAGGGCCAAGAUGCAGCUCAAGUCGGCCAUGAUGAUGAACCUUGAAUCUCGCUUCAUCCUCUGUGAAGACAUUGGCAGACAGGUUCUUGGGCAGAAUGUCAAGUACUCUGUUGAGGAACUCAUGGAAAAGAUUGAUGCAGUGACCCCUGCUGACCUCCGGAGAGUGGGAGAGAAAAUGACAGAGUGUCCGAUAUCCCUGGCGGCCAUGGGGAGCCUCGCCCACGUCCCAGGCAAGAGGGAGGUGGAGGAGGCCUUACGAACACACGAGGGAAGACUUGCUACAAAGAAAAGACUCUUCUCUUUCAGAUAGCCCAGCCCAACUCUUCUAUAUCAUUUAUUCACAGUGUGUAUAAUAAUUAUAAAUUAUACAGCUUUUCAUGGUGUAUUAAAAUGACUAUAAUUGGCAACAGGCUUGCAAGAAUGUUGGAUAGUAAGAGUAUA
Geodia barretti is the source of this 1889-nucleotide messenger RNA. The record is from the annotation of a GenBank genome assembly. Lineage: Eukaryota; Metazoa; Porifera; Demospongiae; Tetractinellida; Geodiidae.